This is a messenger RNA of Poecilia reticulata (guppy), 3749 nucleotides long. RefSeq names its product E3 ubiquitin/ISG15 ligase TRIM25-like. The record is from RefSeq and is a predicted model, not a curated record. Gene Ontology annotation, molecular function: protein binding; zinc ion binding. NCBI's taxonomy places the organism in Eukaryota, Metazoa, Chordata, Actinopteri, Cyprinodontiformes, Poeciliidae.
GCGGAAGUAGAAUUUUGAAAUAUUUCGUCCACGGAGCUGUUGAGGCUGUGCUGGUGAGAGGCGGACAAAUUGUCGACAUUUUCCGUUAAUUUAGGCAAACAAGACCCCGCUGAGGUUCCGGUACCGCUCGGUUCACGGCCCAGUUCUUAUCUUCUAUCAGGUAAAACCGACAAGAUCUGAAGGUUACAGAAGACAUUUAAAGCUAAGCCACAUUUUGAUUGGACUUCACUCGCUAUGAAGGCACUUGGCAAGGCGACGCUGCAGCAGGAAGCCGCCAUCUGCUCAAUCUGUCUGGAUCUACUGAAGAGUCCAGUAACUAUCGCCURUGGACACAGCUACUGUAUGAGCUGCAUUAAUGUCCACUGGAAUAGAGAACAUCACUCUAGAGUCUACAGCUGUCCUCAGUGCAGACAGAGCUUCACCCCAAGGCCCGUCCUGGUAAAAAGCACAGUGUUGGCUGAUUUAGUGGAGCAGUUAAAGGAUAUUGGACUCAAUAAGACUAAAGCUGAUCAAUGCUAUGCUGGACCUGAAGAUGUGGUCUGUGAUGUCUGCACUGGGAGGAAGAGGAAAGCUGUCAAGUCAUGUUUAUCAUGUCCAGCUUCUUACUGUGAGGAUCACCUCCAACCUCACUAUGAUGCUCCACCAUUAAAAAAGCACAAGCUGGUGGAUCCUUCAAAGACUCUCCAGGAGAACAUCUGCUCUCGUCAUGAUGAGGUGAUGAAGAUCUUCUGUCGUACUGAUCAGCAGUGUAUCUGUAAUCUCUGCACUAUGGAAGAACAUAAAGGCCAUGAAACAGUCCCAGCUUCAACAGAAUGGACUGAGAARCAGAAKAAGCUCCAGGAGAGUCGACAACAAAUCCAKCAGAGAAUCCAGRACCRAGAGAAAGAUGUGAAGCUGCUUCAACAGGAGGUGGAGGCCAUCAAUGUCUCUGCUGAUAAAGCAGUGGAGGACAGUGAGGAGAUCUUCACUGAGCUGAUCCGUCUCCUCCAGGAAAGAAGCUCUGAUGUGAAGCAGCAGAUCAGAUCCCAGCAGGAAACUGAAGUGAGUCGAGUCAAAGAUGUUCAGGAGAAGCUGGAGCAGGAGAUCAGUGAGCUGAAGAGGAAAGACGCUGAGCUGGAGCAGCUCUCACACACAGAGGAUCACAACCAGUUUCUCCUCAACUGCCCCUCACUGCCAACUCUCAGGGAGUCGACACACUCAUCCAGCAUCAACAUCCGUCCUCUGAGACACUUUGAGGACGUGACAGCAGCUGUGUCAGAGCUCAGAGACAAACUACAGGACGUCCUGACUGAGGACUGUAGGAGCAUCUCUUGUGUCAUCUCUGAUGUGGACGUUUUACUCGCUCGACCAGGCGCAAUGAGCCGAGCUGAUUUCUUGAUGAUCUCAGUUUCAGUCUCUCUGGAUCCAGAUACGAUGUAUAGAGACAUGCUACUCCCCGUGUCGUACCACAAAACACGGUAUUUGAAGCAGAACCAGAGUCUUCCAAGUCAUCCUGACAGGUUCACUUACUACUUUCAGGUUAUGAGCAAUGAGGGUCUGUUGGGUCAGAAUUACUGGGAGGUUGAGUGGAGAGGAGGCGGAGCUUGUGUUGCUGCGGCGUACAGAAGCAGUACAGUGGCUGAACGCACAUUUGGAUUCAACAACAAAUCCUGGGCAUUAAACUGCACUCAAACCAGCUACACAUUUUUUCACAACAGCGUUGGAACUCCAGUAUUGGGUCCAGUUUCCUCCACAAUAGGAGUCUAUCUGGAUCACACAGCAGGAAUUCUGUGUUUCUACAGCGUCUCCGGUACCAUGACUCUCCUCCACAGAGUCCAGACCAGAUUCACUCAGGCCAUUUAUCCUGGACUGAGGUACCAAAUGUCUAAAGGAGACACUGCUUCAUUUAUUAAACCACAAUAAUAUCCUGGUGUUUUGUGGAUAUUCUCUUUUUGGUUCCUUUCAGUUGGAACCACCAGUUGUACUAGUAAAACAGAAACUGGUUCUGAUCCAUAAUCUUCUUCAGUGACAUAUGACUUAAUAUUUAAAUAGGGAUGUGAACAGGAUGUUUAAAUAGUUUUCACAGCAGCUGCAAUUUGUGUUCUCUAGUGUGAUGCAAAUGGAAAUUAACAUUGAACACUUAAAAUUGAGCCGAGCAGCCUUUUAAAUCCACUGAGUUAUUAAAACAAAUAUAGGGUUAACAGUGUUCAGUUGAAAGUUCUUCCUUGUUCCUUCCUCCAAACACAAUGAUGUGUGGAACCAGUAACGCUCCCUUCAGUAACCUGAUAUUUACAGCUGAGCUCAAACAGUUUCUGUUCUGCAGAAGAGAAACUCAAACAGCCGUUGCAGAGAGCAGAAAUGGAGCAGAGAGGAGUUUGGCAAUACCAAGGCAACUUGUCUUGUUCCAUUUGUCUGGAUCUACUGACGGAUCCAGUGACUAUUCCCUGUGGACACAGCUACUGUAUGAACUGUAUUAGAAACCACUGGGAUGAAGAAUAUACAGCCGCCUUCAGUGCAGAAAAACCAUAAGACGAAAGCUUGUUUUAAAAAAUAAAAAACUUCACAUUAGCUGCUUUAGUGGAAGAUCUGAGGAAGACUGAACGCUGAGCUGAUCACUGCUAUGCUGGACCUGAAGAUGUGACCUGUGAUGUCUGUACUGAGAGGAAGAGAAAAGCUGUCAAGUCCUGCUUAUCCUGUCUCGCUUCCUACUGUGAGCUGGAGCAGCUCUCGCACAGAGGAUCACACCCAGUUUCUCCUCAACUACCCCUCACUGCCAGCACUCAGGGAGUCGACACACUCAUCCAGCAUCAAGAUCCGUCCUCUGAGACACUUUGAGGACGUGACAGCAGCUGUGUCAGAGCUCAGAGAUGAACUACAGGACAUCCUGAGAGACUCAUGGACAAAAAUCUCAGUUGCAGUAACUAAAGUGGAUGUUCUGUCAGAAUCAAAACCAAAGACCAGAACGAGAUUCUUAAAAUAUUUACAAGAAAUCACUCUGGAUCCAAAUACAACUCACAGAAAUCUGUUAUCUGAAGGGAACAGAAAAGUAACAUUAAUGGGACAAAAACAAUUUUAUUCAGAUCAUCCAGACAGAGUCACUGCUUUGUUUUCAGGUUCUGAGCAGAGAGUGACUGGACGUUGUUACUGGGAGGUGGAGCGGGAGAAGAGUUGAUGUAACGAUUUCAUACAAGCACAUCAGCAGAGGAGAAAAAUUUGGAUUCAAUGACAAAUCUUGGUCUUUAUAUGGUUACACAAACAGUUGCAGAUUUGAUCACAACAACACUGAAACUCCAGUAUCGGGUCCAGUUUCUCCAGACUAGGAGACUAUCUGGGCCACAGAGCAGGUAUUCUGUGUUUCUACAGCGUCUCUGAAACUAUGACUCUCCUCCACAGAGUCCAGACCAGAUUCACUCAGCCGCUACAUGUUGGGAUUAGACCUGUCUGGUCUGGAUCUUCUGCUGAGUUUGUUAAACUGAAAUAUUCAGCAGUGAUCUGAGGUCCAUGUGGUUCAAAUGUGUAUUUUAGUUUGUUUCUUUAGUCGUCAUCAUUAUUGCCGAGAGCUCAGUGAUGUCAGAGAUCUGCUGUCUAUGGAGCUACUUUGUCAUCUUGCUUGUUUUGUUGAUGCUCUCCAUCUCUUUGGAGUUUUUCAGCUGACUAUUGACUUCAUGUGUCAAUGUGAAGCUUUAUUGGUUUCUAAUAGACGAUUGACUUGAUGCAUUUCUAUGUUUCUUUAAAGUCUUCUAUCUAAUAAAACGUCAUUCAUACUAACA